Molecule: messenger RNA, 727 nt
Organism: Nezara viridula (southern green stink bug)
Lineage: Eukaryota; Metazoa; Arthropoda; Insecta; Hemiptera; Pentatomidae
Source: the annotation of a GenBank genome assembly
AAAAAAAAAUAAAAAAAAACCGAUUGUGGUUUGGAAAGGUGGAGAAUAUACUGCGCAGACCGGAUGGCUAAUCCAAAGAUGAUUUAGUAAUGGCCUAAAGUGGUCAUUAGAGGAACAAAACCAACAGAGCGAUGAGAGUGUCGAUAAUAGAACGAAUACAUCUCCACUCUACAACCAGAUAGAGUCAGAACAAAUAUUUGAGCUGACACAAAUCAGCAGCAGAAAUUAUAGAGCCCGUCCUCACGAAGGCCAUAUAUCCUCCCGUCUACUUUAUGGUCUUAUCUCGGGAGGAUUCCUAGCCUUUACUAAUGAGCUUAAGUGCUCGUCCUGAGCUAUAUGAGUUAUUGCCAGAGGUGGGUCAAUAAUGGCCACGGAAGGCACCGGUCUCUGUGACCGCGUCUUCACGAACGUCAGAGAAAGCAUGGCGGGAACAGUAACAGCCAUCGAAGCCAUCAGAGGUACUCCGACAGUCCUAACGCUAACUCACGUUUCAGCGCUUAUAAGAUUGAUGCUUCGGUUUCCUCAGGGUACUGCUGUCGGCCAUUUGCAGCAUUAUAGAAACAACAACGAAGAUUGGUUCUCGCUUUGGCUAUUCGCAGGACUAAAUAAAUAUUGGGGGCCCCAUCCCGUGGACUCUAUUACUACAACUCUUCCUCCGACCGGACACAUCCUCCAACAAGAACUACACGCAACAAGAAGACGACCGGAGGAGGCGCGAAGGAGAUAA